AGAAGAUGAGGAGCUUAAAAAGGACAUGUUUAUGGAUGAAACUUCAGUGGGAACCAUCAAAUUAUAGGAGUGUCAUUAUCGGUUUAAAGAAGUUUUCUUCUUUGCCGCAUUGGGAUGAAAAUUUGGAUAUUCGAAAAUGGAACAAAAAGGUCUCUAAUUUUAUCAGAGGAGGUCAAAUUAAUGAAGCAAGAAGACUCUUUGAUACAUUGCAGUACAAAAAUACUGUUACAUGGAAUUCGAUGAUUAGUGGGUAUGUGAAAAAUAGAGAGAUAGUAAAAGCAAGAAAACUGUUCGACGAAAUGCCGCAAAGGGAUGUUGUUUCUUGGAAUUUGAUUAUAUCAGGUUAUGUUCGUGGAAGUAAACAAAUUGAAGAAGGAAGAUAUUUGUUUGAUCAAAUGCCGGUGAGAGAUAAGGUUUCUUGGAAUACGUUGAUUGGUGGGUAUGCCAGAAAUGGAAAAAUGUAUGAAGCUUUGGAUAUGUUUCGCAGAAUGAAUGAGCGGGAUACUAUCACUUGGAAUACGAUGAUUACCGGGUUUUUGCAGAAUGGGGAUGUUGUAAGAGCAAUGGAACUGUUCAAGGAAAUGCCUCAACGGGAUUCGGCGUCUAUUAGUGCUCUUGUUUCAGGUUUAAUUCAGAAUGGUAAAUUAGAUGAAGCAGCAAAAGUUUUGUUUGAAGUUAAAAGCUUAAGUGAUGGUGUUACGGAUGUGAUUCAUGCUUAUAACACUCUGAUUGCUGGGUAUGGUCAGUGCGGAAGAAUUGUUGAAGCGCGACGUUUGUUUGAUCAAAUUCCUUCUCACCUAGAUGAAGGGAGAGGUGAAGAACAAGUCAGCUUUGUAAAGAAUGUUGUUACUUGGAACUCUAUGAUGAUGUCUUACAUUAAAGCAGGAGAUCUUUCCUCGGCUAGGGAACUUUUUGACAAUAUGCUGACACGAGAUGUCAUUUCAUGGAAUACCAUGAUUAGUGGGUACACUCAAGUGUGUAAUUUAGAAGAAGCAGCAAAGCUUUUCCAUGAGAUGCCAAAUCCUGAUUCCCAGUCAUGGAAUUCUAUGAUCUCGGGAUAUGCACAAAAUGGCGACUUGGAACUUGCUCGUAGUUUCUUUGAUAAAACACCUAUUAAAAGCUUGAUUUCAUGGAAUUCAAUGAUAUCAGGGUAUGAACAGAACGGAGAAUAUGAAGAAGCAGUAAGACUCUUACAUCAGUUGCAAGGAGAAGGUGAAAGACCUGAUAAACACACUCUAUCAGCAGUUCUCAGUACAUGUGCUGGGCUUUCAGCUCUUCAUUUAGGAAUGCAGAUUCAUCAACUGGUCAUCAAACUGGUAAUUGCAGAUGUACCAAUAAAUAAUGCGCUUAUCACGAUGUACUCGAGAUGCGGGGUUAUAUCAGAUGCACGUUCAGUAUUUGAUGAGAUGGCUUUGAAGAGAGAUGUGGUUUCUUGGAAUUCAAUCAUCGGAGGGUAUGCAUAUAAUGGUUUGGCAGUGGAGGCUCUCAAGUUUUUUGAAGAGAUGAAGAGUGAGAAUGUGAAACCUACACAUAUAACAUUCGUUUCAGUGUUGAGUGCUUGUGCUCAUGCUGGUUUAGUAGAUGAAGGUAGGAGGCAAUUCAAAUCCAUGGUCUAUGAGUACGGCAUUGAACCACUUAUGGAACAUUUUGCCUCUCUUGUGGACGUCAUUGGUAGGAACGGGUAUGUAGAGGAAGCCAUGAAUUUGAUCAAAACCAUGCCGUUCGAACCAGAUAGUGCUGUUUGGGGUGCAUUACUUGGUGCAUGUAGAAUUCAUAACAAUGUAGAUUUUGCUAUAAUUGCUGCCGAAUCUCUAAUGAAACUUGAGCCAGAAAGCUCAGCACCCUAUGUUAUGCUACAUAGGCUGUAUACCGAUGCUGGGAGAUGGGAAGAUGCAACAAGAGUAAAGACAAUGAUGCAAGGGAAUAAGAUCAAAAAACAAGCUGGGUAUAGUUGGAUUGGGUUGCAAUAAGUUCAUGUUUCUCGUGCUUCAGAUAGAGAGAACACUUCCACUUCUUAGUGGGAUUGCAUGAGAGCUACCAUGUGAUGAUUCAAAUUUCGGAUUUGAUUGAAACUGCAUUUCUGAUCUGAAACUCUUGACAGUGGUUGAAACUGUGGGAUAGGUAAGUUGGAUUUGAUCCAAGCCUAAUCAAAUGUUCGUGGUUAAGUAGACUUAAUCGCAAGCCCAACCUGGGAAACAAAAACGCCUCAAAUAAUUUGGUUGCAACAAUUUGUUAAUUUUAGGUUUGUCCCCGUGUACGAGACACAGAUGCUAGUCGACGCACCAUGCACACAUAUUUGCAAUAGUAUAAAAAUGUAGCAUAAGUGCCCAAAUACUUGCGCAUGGCCAGGAAAUCGUACCGGAAGACUGUUCCUGUGCCAAGUGGUCGAUUGGACACAAAUAAUAGUGUAGCUAAUGUGUACAUGCAUGUUAAAUGGACAUAAUACUGUAAGAAGGGUUCAUGUAAGAGGGUGAGGAAAUAAUAAAAUCAAUAAGAUUACACUCUUAUAUGGAUAUGUGGUUCUUGCAGGGGACUGGCUGUAACAAUUAUGGAGACAGAAGUAGGGAAAACUUGAUAUUAAGGAACAGCCUUUCCAACUCCCAGACUUCAUUGCGGCAACUGGAAUCGAGAAAAUUAGACAGGCAUAUAUUGAGAAAGAGGAUAGUAAAAAGUUGAAACAGAAGCAACGUGCGCGUAUGCAAC
Molecule: messenger RNA, 2703 nt
Organism: Papaver somniferum (opium poppy)
Lineage: Eukaryota; Viridiplantae; Streptophyta; Magnoliopsida; Ranunculales; Papaveraceae
Product: pentatricopeptide repeat-containing protein At1g62260, mitochondrial-like
Exons: 3
Coding region: 6-1970 (654 amino acids)
Biological process (GO): RNA modification
Molecular function (GO): protein binding; RNA binding
Source: RefSeq, a predicted model, not a curated record